Molecule: messenger RNA, 2101 nt
Organism: Aspergillus pseudotamarii
Lineage: Eukaryota; Fungi; Ascomycota; Eurotiomycetes; Eurotiales; Aspergillaceae
Exons: 1
Coding region: 488-1972 (494 amino acids)
Source: RefSeq, a predicted model, not a curated record
AAGCGAUCCCCCUGCCGUCACUCUUAUCGCAGUCGGAAGUCUUGAGGUCAUUCUUUGUUUUUCUUCUCUUCUGCUCGCAUCUUACUUUCACUUCCCGGGAAUAUAACCAUUUCUCUUAAACCCGGUCCCUUCGUUAUUUUGGUUUGGCCUGGGGACAUACCGCCGGCAUCCGAUCACAGUUACCAGUAUCCAUUAAUAUCCGCAAAGUCGCGUGCCUGCAUACGCAUCCGGGCGGCUUCCCGCAUUGGGUUUCAUUUGGCUGACACUGCCGCUCGCCUGGACCCUCUGCCAACACAGCACCUUUGACGUAUUGUGCAUAUUUGUUCGACUGCUCCCUAGGAGGAGUUUCCAUUUUGGACGCUUCUCUUCCUUCUCCUUCGUCGUCCCACCAUUCAUCCAUGUAUCUCGCUCAGAAGCUCGAUCAGAGUGCCUCGUCGGGCUUAGGACGUCUUGCCAACCAACUGUGCUUUGGCUAUAAACUGUGAAGAUGAUGGUUCCUAGGGCAUUUCUUUUCAGCUCCGUGCCUCCCCUGCACCAUGGGAAGAAAAGUCAGCUCUCAAAGUCUGAGGUUGACUUGAUUCCUGUGCAGGACGUCUCAGGCCUCGAGCUUCACGACAAGGAAAGCCCACACACCAGCCCAGUCAUUAUUCCCCAUAAACGAGGUUCUCGAGUGACUCCAGUGCAAAGAGACCCUGUGAGAAAGGUUCCAAGGACCCCACGAUGUGCAAAGUCUACUCAUAGAACAUCGUCGGCGGCCUCGGGUGACCGUCCUGUACCUACCUCUAUUGCUUCGAUUUUGCGAGCCACCGCCAUACCGGUGCCUCGACGCAAGCGCAAUUCUCGAGAGCCUCGAAGAAUACCACCAGUGAAUCAUGUACAGGAUUUCAGCAAGUUGUUGUUAGAAGGUGUCAAGUCCAGAGAUGAUAGCUUAAUGGAGGGUACGGGCAAUACCAUGCUCGACAUCCUCCUUAGCCCGCCUGAAGACAAUGAUCGGUUCGCGAGUGGAAGCAAUUGUGAUAGCGAUAGCGAAGCGCCAUCAUUAUCCGCCCAUUCGUUGUCUAUAGAAUCGGUUCCAUCCUUGGACGCGGAACUAGAGUCUCCAUCUAGCUCUCCCAUACCCUCUACACCUUCUAUCCAACGAAGCCCAUGUGAGAGACGAUACCUACGCCUAUCACAGUAUGAGAGUUGUGCUUUUGAUCAUCCUUUAUUAGAGGAGGACGAAUUAUCGGACUCCGAAUGGGAGCCUGUGCAGCAGCCUGCCUUCUUGGACAGCACUCCAACGAAAUCAUCAUCAUCUCGAUCCUUCCCACGGCUAGGGUCCACUUUCAAGUCCAAUCUCACGGCAUCACUGCGGGCAAUAAAAUCUGCGGCACAGACAGUUUCAACGUUCGCCACGCCCUCCGUUCAGCCCGAUGAUUUUCUUACUCGGUCUCUUCUUACAAUCACACCGAAGAUGACGGACGACCGUCGGCCUCCGCCCAUGAACGAACCACCUUCUCCGGCGCUCCGGCGCUAUUUCAAUCCCGUUACGGUUUCACCCGCAGAAAUUUAUGCUUAUCAGGAUCACCCGCAUGAAAACCUUGACACUAGCAAUUGCCCCGUUUCCGUUCAGAUGCAGACCUAUCACCGGUCUGGAAAACGGGGUUCUCGAAAGAGUCGGUUCCACCUGCCGGGCUCUAAAGGUCGUGGUCGAUAUUCUUCUCCUUUCGAUCCGGAGAUCCCACCGAUGUCCCGCCAGCGUGAACCCCGGGAGAACAGUGAUUUUUUGCGCAUGGUUGUAAUGGAAAUGAACAUGAGACGCAGCGGCAAACUCCGGGACGACAUUCCUACACGGGCGCGAAUUUGGCUACCGCCUCGCAAAGGCAAUCAAACCCGACACAGCCCUUACGGUUAUAACGAAGACGAAGACGAAGACGAAGCAGAACAUGCCGUCCCAUCUAGAUGGGUUGGGAUUUCCGCCGACAACAUGUGACAUUCAUGCUCUGAUUGUCCGUUUCACAUACAGGAGGCGUUCAAAUUUCCCUUCAUUAGCGUAGCGCAUGGUGCCCCCUUUUCUCACCUUUCAUUUUCGAUCCCUUGCCUUUUUUUUUUUUUUUUUUUU